AUGGCCAUCAUCAACGGGAUAGAAGUGUUUAUAAAGCUUUCUAAUUUUCAGCGUCUUCUUCUGGAAUUUCCAAACAUUCUCUCUCUACCUAACUGCUCUCCCGUGGACUGGGCUGUCGACUGCAAAACUACUAGUCACUACAUCUACGGAGCUCAAGAGCAACCAUUUGAAAUCUUCAUACGCAUUAGUGAAGAAGAGCCACGGCUCGGAGGCGCAGAUGGCAUCCACAUUUCGCUGAAACUUGGGAGCGGAGAUAUAGUGGACCAUUUUUACUCUAUCAAAUUCUCGGAUUUCCACCGGGAUGAAGAUGGCAUGUUGUGUGCCUCCGUCCCCAGCGCCGCCUAUAUGACCGAGCAUGGAUUUAGGAAUGUUUUGUUCCUGUUUGGCGUUACGGAUAGCGCCUACACUUCCGAAUCGGCUGAACAAGAGGGGUCUCUAGAAGGAGUUAUUGACGUGACUAUCAUAAAGGUCACUCACCACACUCUGCUGCGUCGACACGCCACCGUCACCUCCGGCCAGCUACCCUCUCGUUCCCCACAGUCCCCAGCCAAAGAGUCCUCCGUUUGUGCAUUCCUCGCCACAUCUCGAGACUAUCUGCCACCCAGCCCCAUUUGGGAUGCUCAGUAA
Nannizzia gypsea CBS 118893 is the source of this 627-nucleotide messenger RNA. RefSeq lists its product as hypothetical. The record is from RefSeq and is a predicted model, not a curated record. NCBI's taxonomy places the organism in Eukaryota, Fungi, Ascomycota, Eurotiomycetes, Onygenales, Arthrodermataceae. Bases 1 to 627 code for a protein of 208 amino acids. The transcript has 2 exons.